UGCCCGGUUUCGCUGCGUAUUUAAAACUGAUUCUCUCCCUCGAGGAUCUUGAACAAGCUCCCAGCUCCUCUCUGCUUCCCUCUCUGUCCUCAACCCUCCUCGAUCCCGUUUGUUUGUUCAAGUCGUCUUCUGUGCUGUCAUACCGACUCCCUCUCAAAGCUAAUUCCUUCCCUCCCUUCUCCUUCCCUCCGUUUCUCCUUCCCUCCUACCGGGGCCAACGCAAGCAAACCACCAUCAACAAUGGCUUCUUCGAACCUCUCGUUCGUCCUCAAUAAGCCCAACGAUGUCAGCUUCGAGGAGCGGCCCGUGCCCAAGCUGCAGAACCCGCACGAUGUCCUGGUCGCCGUCAACUACACGGGCAUCUGCGGCUCCGAUGUGCACUACUGGCAGCACGGCGCCAUCGGCCACUUCGUCGUCAAGGACCCCAUGGUGCUGGGCCACGAGUCGGCCGGCACCGUCGUCGAGGUCGGCUCCGCCGUCAAGACGCUCAAGAAGGGCGACCGCAUCGCCCUCGAGCCCGGCUACCCCUGCCGCCGCUGCCCCGCCUGCCUCUCGGGCCACUACAACCUCUGUCCGGACAUGGUCUUCGCUGCCACCCCGCCCUACGACGGCACCCUGACCGGCUUCUGGGUCGCCCCCGUCGACUUCUGCUACAAGCUGCCCGACAACGUGUCCACCCAGGAGGGCGCCCUGAUCGAGCCCCUCGCCGUCGCCGUCCACAUCGUCAAGCAGGCGCGCGUCCAGCCCGGCCAGAGCGUCGUCGUCAUGGGCGCCGGGCCCGUCGGCCUGCUCUGCGCCGCCGUCGCCCGCUCCUUCGGCGCCACCAAGGUCGUCUCGGUCGACAUUGUCCAGUCCAAGCUCGACUUUGCCCGCUCCUACGCCGCCACCCACACGUACGCCUCCCAGCGCGUCUCGCCCGAGGAGAACGCGCGCAAGCUGCUGGCCGUCGCCGACCUGCCCGACGGCGCCGACGCCGUCAUCGACGCCUCGGGCGCCGAGCCCUCCAUCCAGACCUCCCUGCACGUCGUCCGCAUGGGCGGCACCUACGUCCAGGGCGGCAUGGGCAAGUCCGACAUCACCUUCCCCAUCAUGGCCCUCUGCCUCAAGGAGGUCACCGCCCGCGGCUCCUUCCGCUACGGCAGCGGCGACUACAAGCUCGCCAUCGACCUCGUCGCCUCGGGCAAGGUCGACGUCAAGGCCCUCAUCAACGGCGUCGUCCCCUUCCGCGACGCCGAGCAGGCCUUCAAGAAGGUCAAGGAGGGCCAGGUCAUCAAGAUCCUCAUCGCCGGCCCCAACGAGAAGGUCGACAAGGCCAUCGACACCACCGUCGACGAGAACAAGCUCAAGGCCGCCCCGGUCACCGGCAGCACCGGCUGCUGCUGAGCAUUUUUUUUUUUCCCCAAAAAAAAAAAUUCUUCGUUAACCUUUUUAUACUUUGGUUGCAUCUCGUGGCGUUCAACGGUGUGCAUGCAUGGUGAUCGGUCGGUUUAUAUGGAUGAUCUAUUAGGCGUCUAUGCGGGGGGGGGGG
Thermothelomyces thermophilus ATCC 42464 is the source of this 1528-nucleotide messenger RNA. RefSeq lists its product as uncharacterized. Bases 241 to 1383 code for a protein of 380 amino acids. Gene Ontology annotation, biological process: D-sorbitol catabolic process. The transcript has 2 exons. The record is from RefSeq and is a predicted model, not a curated record. NCBI's taxonomy places the organism in Eukaryota, Fungi, Ascomycota, Sordariomycetes, Sordariales, Chaetomiaceae. Gene Ontology annotation, molecular function: L-iditol 2-dehydrogenase (NAD+) activity; zinc ion binding.